AUGAGUGAGGUUAGGCUCGCCGAUGACACACUAUUCCAGAAGGCGCAAAACAGCUGUUGCGUUUUGUUUACCUUCGGCAUUUUCUUAAUUUCGCAAGAAUUAGUUAAUUUAAUUAAAUUUAGGCGCUUCCGAGACCAUGGACGCCAAAAAAUAUCCUUUGGCUUCAGCAAGGUGGCCAAGAAACCAAACAUUCUGCCCAGCAAGCAGCCAAAGGAUGAAAACAAAGUGGAGCUCAUCAAGUGUUUGGAGGGCAAGGAAAUCAAGCUAGUAGCGGAGAGAGUGGAGGCCGCUCCGCUGGUCAUCGAGAUGCAGGGCAGCCAAAAGACCUCCGCCGCUCUGGCAAGCUUGAUGAAACGGCGGGCCGUGCUGCUGGGUGAAGAGGAACCCGAUCCGGAGGAGGUGACCCCUGCGGCGCAGUCCGUUGCCGAAGUCACAGCUGGUCUGGCUGGUGCAGAAAACCUGGAACAGAGGGCUGCUCGGGAACUGCUGGCCGCUAGCCAAAAUAAUGGAGAUAGCUUGACCGCAGAAAAACUAGUGCUGCCUGCUGUAAAGGCCGACGAACUACCUCUCGAUGGCGCCAAGGAGGCCACGCUGGACGACUACGACAAUAUACCCAUACAGCAGUUUGGUCUGGCCAUGCUGCGCGGCAUGGGUUGGGUGGAUCCGCCGCCGAAAAAAAAGGGUUCCGGACCCAUCGACGACGCUCCAUUCUUGCGUCCGAAGGGCAUGGGAUUGGGGGCUGAUAAGGCACUGAAACCCAAGGCCCUGUUGGUGCAACCGGAAAAGAACGAAGUCCUGGAGAUUAAGAAGCAGGCGUAUGUCCGCAUCCUCGGCGGCAAGCAGAAGGAUCAGUACGGACAAAUCGAAGGCUUUGACGACCAUGCAGGGCGAGUCAUCGUCAAGAUGGCCAUUGGAGGAGCUAAGGAGGCGUUCAAUGAGUUCCUCUGUCAACCAGUGUCCCGAAAGGAAUACUCGCAAUAUGGCAAAUGCAUAAACACAGCCAAGUACGAAGAAUUCAAAAAGCAGGAGAACGAACACGGCCAGAUUAUUAUAAAGCAAGACAAUCCAACAGAGAGAAGGGAGGACGAUAGAUCAAAUCGGGAUGACCGUAAGGAACAGAGAUCUUACAAAGAUGAAGAUCGUAGGAGGUACAAGGAGGAAGAUCGAAAGCCAUACAAAAAAGAGGACAAGAAAUUGUACAAAGAUGAGGACAGAAAAUCGUACAAGGACGACGACAGGAAAUCGUACAAAGAUGAUGGUAGGAAACCAUACAGGGAUGAGGAAAGGAAACCCUACAGAGAAGACGAUAGGAGAGCAUACAAAGACGAGGAUAGAAAAGAAUACAAAACGGAACGAGCCUACAAAGAGGAAAGCAGAUCCCACAAAUAUGAGGACCGAGACAGGAGAAAUCACGGGCAGGACUCUCGCAGCAACAGUUCCUCCACAUCCAAGCGUGAUGAUCGUGAACGCAGACGUUCGCCGAGUCCCAAAAUCAGCAGGCGGCCCAAAAGCAGCUCAGAUGAGGCAGAAGAUACUGGAGAGUCAACAGAGAGUGAUUCCGACUCUGCCUACGAGCGCAGAAAGCACAAGAAGUCAUCCAGCCGAAAGUCAAGGAAACACUCCAAGAAAUCCAAGAACAAGUCGAGGAGAGCGGACGACUCCAGUGCGGAAAGUGAUGGCAGCUCCCAUGAGGACCACCGGCGACAUCCCAGCAAGCACAAAAAGAAGACAAAGAAGAGCAAGCACGCUAGGUCCCGUACUCGCUCAAGAUCACGGGGAAGGGGCAGAUAAAGAGUUGAAAUU
Drosophila serrata is the source of this 1803-nucleotide messenger RNA. RefSeq lists its product as uncharacterized. The record is from RefSeq and is a predicted model, not a curated record. Gene Ontology annotation, biological process: mRNA splicing, via spliceosome. NCBI's taxonomy places the organism in Eukaryota, Metazoa, Arthropoda, Insecta, Diptera, Drosophilidae. Gene Ontology annotation, cellular component: spliceosomal complex.